CAUCUUCCUCCUUUAUCCUUCCUGAAACAUCCAAUCCGGCAGCAUGCCUCUGCCUGUACGCCCUCCUAGCUGUCUGCUGGGUCAGACUCGGGCCGCGGUUUUCCCCAGGGCUGCUUCCUCUGCUAUUCCCGCAACAUGGCAAGCUGCCCGUGCCAUGGCCACGGCUCGACUCCGCCCUAAGUCCCGUAUGACUUUAUCCAAAAAUGUCGGCAAACAAUCCUUAGAUCGGCCUCGAAGAGAUAAAGAUCGAUUUGGACCAUUUGCCGGAAUGAAUCAGACAGAAGCUCGGAUUCGAGGGGCUCCGCGGACGAGAUCCCAGGCGGCUCUCAAGCGUUCGGGUGACGCUGACGAAAGUUCAAACAAGAAGGAAAGUCCUUUGUACAAGGCAUUGAAGAUGCAGACUACAUUGGCUCCUGUCCCUUAUGGCCGACGGACAGCAAUCAAGGCCAAGAUUGCCGACAUCACCAGUUUCGAUCAAUUCCCGCUGCUGCCCACCGUGCGGCAUUCCAUCCUCUCCCAAGCCCUCCCCGGAUUGAUCGAUGUCACACCAACUCCCAUUCAGCGUCUCGCAAUUCCGAAACUCCUAGAAGCCCCUCAACCCAAAAACAAGAGAAAGGAUGUGGAUGAGCCAAACUACGAUCAAUACCUUCUUGCAGCAGAAACGGGAUCCGGAAAGACCCUCGCGUAUCUGAUUCCGUUGGUUGACGCCAUUAAGCAUGCAGAGGCAGCAGAUAAAGAGGAGGAGAAGAGAUUAGAAGAAGAAAAGGCCAAGGAACGGGAGGAACAGCAGAAGAAUCAGGCAUUCGAUAUCGAGCCAGAACUCCCACCUUUAUCCAACGCAGGUCGACCCAGAGUGAUCAUCUUGGUACCGACGGCCGAGUUGGUGGCACAAGUGGGAGUCAAGGUGAAGGCUUUGUCGCACACAGUCAAGUAUCGCUCCGGAAUGAUUUCGUCGAACCUUACACCUCGCCGGAUCAAGAGCAUCCUUUUCAACGAGAACGGAAUUGACAUCCUGGUUUCGACCCCACAUCUGCUAGCAUCUAUUGCAAAGACUGAGCCGUAUGUGCUCAGUCGAGUCAGCCAUCUGGUCCUUGAUGAGGCCGACUCCCUCAUGGACCGCUCGUUCUCGCCUACCACCACGGAAAUCAUCGACAAAGCGGCUCCAUCGCUACAAAAGCUGAUCUUCUGCUCAGCCACCAUCCCCCGCAGUCUGGACUCCGUUCUCCGCAAGCGCUACCCUGAUGUUCAACGCUUGACGACGCCCAAUCUACAUGCAAUUCCCCGUCGCGUCCAACUGGGCGUGGUUGAUAUCGAAAAGGACCCGUACCGUGGAAACCGAAGUCUGGCCUGUGCCGAUGUCAUCUGGUCGAUCGGCAAAGCUGGGGACACUGAACCUUCAGGCCCAUUUGGCUCCUUCGGCGAGUCCAAGGUUAAGAAGAUCCUUGUUUUCGUCAACGAGCGCGAGGAGGCAGAUGAAGUGGCUCAGUUCCUCAAGGCCAAGGGAAUCGAUGCGACUUCCCUGUCUAGAGAUUCGAGCGCCCGCCAACAGGAGGAGAUCCUAGCCGAAUUCACCGAAUCACCACCCCCACCCACUCCAGAUGACAUCAUGCUAGCUAAGAAGAAUCGUCAAGAGGACGCCAUACCGUUCGAGAGCCCCAAGGCUACUCGUGGUUCUGAGCGACACCUACCCAACACCAAGGUGCUGGUCGUCACGGACCUGGCGUCUCGUGGAAUCGAUACCCUGGCAGUCAAGACAGUCAUUCUAUACCAUGUUCCGCAUACAACCAUCGACUUCAUCCACCGUCUAGGUCGUCUAGGCCGAAUGAACAAACGAGGUCGCGGUGUCGUGUUAGUUGGCAAGAAGGACCGGAAGGAUGUGGUCAAGGAAGUUCGUGAGGGCAUGUUCCGAGGCCAGGCCUUGAUCUAAUGGCCUUGACCUGUAUAAUUAUAUUUUGAAACAUAAACGGCGUUGGUGUUGGGUUAACAUAAUGGGCAUGGAUAGUCAAUACCCGCGUACAGCAUUAUCAUGUAUGUAUAUGUAUAGUAGCAUAAACACGAAUCAACUCAUUCCAUUCAUUUUC
This is a messenger RNA of Aspergillus wentii DTO 134E9, 2081 nucleotides long. It is a transcript of the gene mrh4, whose product is annotated as ATP-dependent RNA helicase MRH4. The transcript has a single exon. The coding region runs from base 44 to 1927 and encodes 627 amino acids. Lineage: Eukaryota; Fungi; Ascomycota; Eurotiomycetes; Eurotiales; Aspergillaceae. Gene Ontology annotation, molecular function: ATP binding; nucleic acid binding. The record is from RefSeq and is a predicted model, not a curated record.